Phacochoerus africanus (Common warthog) is the source of this 1814-nucleotide messenger RNA. RefSeq names its product keratin, type II microfibrillar, component 7C-like. The record is from RefSeq and is a predicted model, not a curated record. Gene Ontology annotation, biological process: keratinization; intermediate filament organization. Gene Ontology annotation, molecular function: structural constituent of skin epidermis. The coding region runs from base 55 to 1488 and encodes 477 amino acids. NCBI's taxonomy places the organism in Eukaryota, Metazoa, Chordata, Mammalia, Artiodactyla, Suidae. Gene Ontology annotation, cellular component: keratin filament. The transcript has 9 exons.
GUCAGACUGCUUCCCUUCUUCCUCUGGCUUCAUCUCCUCCAGCCCAGAAUCACCAUGACCUGUGGAUCGUCUUGCCUUAGCUCCCGUAGUGGAGUCUGCAAAUCCAGCUCCUGUGUGACCACUCAGAGAUUCAGCUGCACCUCGGCUUCUGGGCCCCGGCCGGGCCGCUGCUGCAUCACGGCCGCCCCCUACCGCGGCGUCUCCUGCUACCGCAGCCUCACAGGGGGCUUUGGCAGCCGCAGCGUCUGCGGAGGCUUCGGUGCUGGCUCCAGUGGCCGCAGCUUCGGGUACCGCUCGGGUGGCGUGGUCCGUCCCAGCCCGCCCUGCAUCACCACCGUGUCCGUCAACGAGAGCCUCCUCGCGCCCCUCAACCUAGAGAUCGACCACAAUGCCCAGUCCGUGAAGCAAGAGGAGAAGGAGCAGAUCAAAAUUCUCAACAGCAGGUUCGCUGCCUUCAUUGACAAGGUGCGCUUCCUGGAGCAGCAGAACAAGCUGCUGGAGACCAAGCUGCAGUUCUUCCAGAACCGCAAGUGCUGCGAGAGCAACCUGGAGCCGCUCUUCAAUGGCUACAUUGAGACGCUGAGGCGGGAGGCCGAGCGCGUGGAGGCCGACAGUGGGAGGCUGGCCUCCGAGCUCAACCACAUGCACGAGGUGCUGGAGGGCUACAAGAAGAAGUAUGAAGAGGAGGUCGCCCUGAGGACCACGGCGGAGAAUGAGUUUGUCAGAAUCAAGCAGGAGGUUAACAAUCUCAGCGUGCAGAAGGCAGAUCUGAAGGCCAACGCUCAGAGCCUGGCGGAGGAGGUGGGCUUCCUGAAGACCCUCUAUGAGGAGGAGAUCAGAGUCCUUCAAGCCCACAUCUCAGAUACUUUGGUCAUUGUCAAGAUGGACAACAGCCGGGACCUGAACAUGGACUCUAUCAUUGCUGAGAUCAAGGCUCACUAUGAUGACAUUGCCAGCCGUAGUCGGGCUGAGGCUGAGAGCUGGUACCGCACCAAGUAUGAGGAGAUCAAGGCCACGGUGGUCCAGCACGGGGAGACCCUGCGCCGCACCAAGGAGGAGAUCAAUGAGCUGAACCGCGUGAUCCAGAGGCUGACAGCCGAGAUCGAGAAUGCCAAGCGCCAGAACUCCAAGCUGGAGGCUGCUGUGUCCCAGGCUGAGCAGCAGGGCCAGGCGGCCCUCAAUGAUGCCCGCUACAAGCUGACUGAGCUGGAGGCCGCCCUGCAGAAGGCCAAGCAGGACAUGGCCUUCCUGCUCAAGGAGUACCAGGAGGUGAUGAGUUCCAAGCUGGCUCUGGACAUCGAGAUUGCCACCUACCGGCGCCUGCUGGAGGGCGAGGAGCAGAGGCUGUGUGAAGGCAUUGGCGCUGUGAACAUCAGUGUGAGCAGCUCCAGGGGUGGAGUCGUCUGUGGGGACCUCUCAGCUACUCGUACCUGUGGCAUCAGGUCCUGUGGGAUAGCAGCCUGUGGCAGCAGCUCUAAGAAGUGUUAAGUUGGCAGGACUUGAGGAUGCACCCAAGCCCCCAGUCCAUCUCUCCCUCCUGGAGGAUUCCAGCUGCCCAACCCUACCAUGCGCAGCCCAGGGCAUGGGUGCAACUGCUUGUUCUCCCCCUACCCAUCUUUCCUACUGUCCACUUUUUAUUUAUUGAUGUGUGGGAAUCCCCCCUCUUUGUUGCCUGCCUCCCUCAGGCUGAGAAAGGCUGCUGGGACGAGUGACCCAUGGAUGUAUUCUGUUUGAGGAUUCUGGGCUGCCUGAGCCCAUGAAGAGGACAGCCCCUCAGCCCCUGUUCCCCUGCCCCCUACUUCCUUCCCUUUGCA